AUGGAGGCAGAGCUGGUGCUUCGAGCUCCCUCGACCGAGCCUGCGACCCCGGCUGCUGCGCCAAGCACCACGGCUGCGCCCGAGGUUGCGGUGCCGGAGGAAGUUGUGCUGCAGUCGCGAGAGCCGUCGGCGCCGGCGCCUGCCCCAUCAGACGAACCAGCCAAGGAUACAGAAAGUGAACCGAUCGAAGAGUCUGCGCAAGUUGAAGAAUCACCUCUUGUUGAGCUCGCUCCUCUGCCCACAGAGUUCAACCCAGAUGCGACACCUCCACCACCGCUCCCACCAAAGGACGAGGAAGACGAACUCGCGUUCGAUCCCCACCCCGACCUAGAGCCUGAACCCGAACCCGAGCAUCAGACCGAGACCAACUACGAGGAUAACCCUGAACUGUACCGCAGUCUGGCUGUUCUCACGCAGUACGACGAUGGGGACGAGCACGCCGGUAUGGAGGUCGACUACGAGCAGCAGCCCGAAGAGGUCCUCGAGCCGCCGGUGGACACGGCGGAGGCUGUCGAAGUCGAGGAGCAGGUCGAGGAGCCUGCGCUUGCGGAGCCGGUUGCCAAUGGGGAUGCCGCCCCCACGGAGGAAACCGGAGACGUCGAAACGGGCGUUAACGGCGAGGCUGACAAUACUGCGAUGGACGUCGAGCCCGAGCAGCCGCCAGAUCAACAAGCAGAGAACGUCGAGUCACCGAUACGCGAGCCGUCAUUGGCACCAACGUCACCAUUGUCCGACAUCCCAGAUCUGCCGCAGGAGAUCGACUUCUCGGAGCAGAAGCAAAAGGAGCCGACACCGCCACCUGUCAAGCGGAAACCGUCACGAGCGGGUUCCGAGGUGGAGGAAGGCAGCGCACCCAAGAAGGCGAAGAAGGAGCCGGAAGAGCUGGGUCCGAACGUCAGGCCAGCCAGAGCUGCUCGAUCACGGAAGCGUCUGGACGCUCAGCUUAACAUCAUCCGGGAUAUGGCCCCGCCACCAGAGAAGGUGGCACCUCGGCAAGUCGAAGGACAUUCAGCAAACACCAUGCCUCCGCCAGCGCUAUGGCGUCUGGGGCAAGUGCGUGCAGUGUGUUGCCAAGUUGGGAGGCGACUCGUGUCGAUUCCGCCUGACAAGAGUCUUCGAACUGGCAAGAUUCUGAGACCAGGGCACUUCGAGGACAUCGAGUACCCAGACCCAGUCAAGCCUAUGCCCACCAAUUUCAACACCAGGCUCACCGAGGAGCACAUGAAGAGGACAGAGGAGUUGAGGCAUAUUGUGAAGAACAAAGCCAUCUAUCGAGGGACAGACGCAUCCGAGCACCGAGCGCUCUGUGACUUCUGCGCGUCAACCAUCUUCGGUGGCUACUUCUUCUGCCGCAAGUGUGGACGUGACUACUGCCUCCAGUGCGAGCGGUACAUGAGCGACACGACCGACAACCUGCUCACUUCGCCCUGGCCGUUGCCAGAUGCCGCCAAACCACGACUACACAAGUGUAGCCGCGGAGGCGACGACACACUGCCAUUGGAGCUCCCGGCUCCAGGGCGACGAGUUUCGAAGGCCAACUUCCAGCAUGCCCGCUGUGACCUGCAGCCCGCCUCGCGUUUCCGUGGUGAUGAGCUGAAGGAGCAGUGGAAGGCACUGAUGGACUUUGUUCUCGAACCCGGAGCCGACGUGGAGGAGACCAUCAAAGCACUGACGUUAGGCGGCGACGAGGAGUUGGAGAAGGCAGUCCGUGACUGGUUCGAGAAUCAGCCGCCACCAGAACCGAAAGUGACUCACGUUACGGACGAGCAGCUUGCCGAGCUGUACGAGGCGUCCAAGUCUGCUCCGUCACAAAAGGACCCUGCUGGCCUGGAGACGCACCCGUUCAUGUACAUCGACGCCGACAAGUUAGACAACGAUACUUUCGACGACCUCUGGGCGCGCGGGGAGCCAAUAGUUGCAUAUGGCACCCGACGACGGUUCCGAGGCUCAUGGACGCCGGAUAUGUUCAUCGACCGCUACGGCCAGGAUGGUUGCUGUGAGUCUCUGGGUGGUCCCUGCCAACUGACGCCAGGGGUACUUGACUGCCAGGACGAGCAGUUCUAUGGAGCCACGAUCCGAUCAUUCUUCACCCUUUUCAAGGUCGUCGGUGGUGAGGAGACUGUGCCGACGCAGUUCGAGACCAUGGAGCUGGACGAGGACGAAGAAGACGAGGGAGGGCAGCUGCGGCCAAGGAAGGGCGAUCCUGUGAAGCCUCCUGACAAUGUGCGGGACUUCCUCAUUCAGUUCUUGGCGGAUCAGCGGGCCGAGCGAGAGGCUGCUGAGUCUCAGAUGUCGUCAGAAGCGACUGCUGAUGCGCCGACGAAGGACAUGGCUCCUACACCACCCUCUGAGUCAGGAGAGAGGGCCGAGAAUGGUGUUGCUGUCGACAGCAACGAAGCGGAGAAGAGCGAUGCCCCCAAUGGCGAAGCACCGAAAGGUACACCUCCUGAGCCAGAAGCCGCGAGCGCCGAACCCCAUAUCAAUGGGAAGGACAAGCCAGCUGGCGAGAGGGAGCGCUCGAAGUCGCCGGAAGCCGCUCGAUCUCCGACUAAGGACCCGAAGGCUCUCUCUGAGCAAACGUCGACCGAGGAGCCUUCUCAGCCCGAGAAGAAGGCGCGCAAGAGGAAGGCAAAGCCGGUCAAGAUCCUCAAGCUAAAGGACUGGCCCAUCGAAGGCGACUUUGAGACCAACUACCCUGACAUGUACCACGACUUCUCCAACGCCCUUCCCGUUCCGGACUAUACGCGCCGCAACGGCGUCCUGAACCUGUAUUCCCAUAUGUAUAACGCUUUCGCUGCCCGCGAAGACAAGGGGGGCAUGGGCUCAACGCGACUCCACAUGGACGUCGCCGACGCCAUCAACAUCCUCUUACACGCCUCACCGGGCCCGGACGGCAAACCAGGGUGUGCGGUGUGGGACCUGUUCCGCGCCGAGGACGCGGACAAAAUUCGCCAGUUCCUGAUGGAGAAGUUCGACAAGAUGCAAUACAAGUAUCAAGACCCGAUCCAUGCGCAGAUGUUCUACCUCGACUCUGCUCUCCGGACGGAGCUGUUCGAGAAGUACGGCGUCAAGUCGUUCCGCGUGUACCAGUACCCCGGCGACGCCGUCUUCAUCCCGGCUGGAUGUGCGCACCAAGUUUGCAACCUCGCCAACUGCAUUAAGAUUGCCCUCGACUUUGUUUCACCGCACUUCCGCCAGGAGAACUUUGUGCGGGCGUGGAAGGACGACGUUCUUCAGCUCUACAAUGUCCUGUGGUAUGCGUGGACGAACGUGCGGGAAACGCGCCAGAGACGCAAGGAUGAGGCUGCGGCCCUGAGGGCGAGGGAAGCUGAGCGCACGGCCCAGUAUGCACGCUGGGAGAGCGGCAACGUGACGCCCCGUUUCGGUGCGGCCACGAGCUCUGUGCGCGACGAGACGCCGACGUCGACCAAGUCACCGAGCAAGGAGCCGGAACCGGCCCCGACUGGCCCAACGCGUGGAGAGCUGAAGCAGGCUCUCGUUGACCGCCUCAUGGACGCUGCGAUUGAGCGCGAGCCGAUGCCAGUGCCGGCCGAAGAGGAGAAGAAGCGUGCGCCUACGCCUCCUCCUGCGCCUCAGCGAGCGCGAAUCUCGCAAGCUGUCGCUGGCAACGACCUCAUGAUGGGUCUGGCGAUGAAGGUGAUCCAGAGCGACAUGGGCAAGGGGAUGGGGGACAUGGACGAGUGA
Messenger RNA from Trichosporon asahii var. asahii CBS 2479, 3705 nucleotides. RefSeq lists its product as uncharacterized. Gene Ontology annotation, biological process: regulation of transcription by RNA polymerase II. Gene Ontology annotation, molecular function: transcription coregulator activity; chromatin DNA binding; histone H3K9 demethylase activity. The transcript has 7 exons. Bases 1 to 3705 code for a protein of 1234 amino acids. Gene Ontology annotation, cellular component: histone deacetylase complex; chromatin. The record is from RefSeq and is a predicted model, not a curated record. Lineage: Eukaryota; Fungi; Basidiomycota; Tremellomycetes; Trichosporonales; Trichosporonaceae.